Molecule: messenger RNA, 399 nt
Organism: Magallana angulata
Lineage: Eukaryota; Metazoa; Mollusca; Bivalvia; Ostreida; Ostreidae
Product: NADH dehydrogenase [ubiquinone] 1 alpha subcomplex subunit 2-like
Exons: 3
Coding region: 41-331 (96 amino acids)
Source: RefSeq, a predicted model, not a curated record
UUCGUUUUGUGCAUAAUAGUGGAAUCCAAAAAAGUAAAUAAUGGCAGCGAACGCAGCAAAGGCACUGCGACUUGGACCCCGUUUGAAAGAAUUAAGAAUACACUUGUGCCAAAAAACAUCAGCGAGUCAGGGUGUUCGAGAGUUUAUUGAAACCGAGUAUGUACCAAUCAAGCAAAAUAACCCAAACUUUCCAAUUCUAAUAAGAGAAUGCAGAGGUAUUCAACCCAGAGUUUGGGCUAGAUAUGAAUUGGGACAAGAAAGCAGUUCAUCUCUCAGUAACCUGAGCAAAGACGAAGUAAUGACCGUUGUCACUAAAAUUGCAACAGCUUAACCAGUAGAUUAUGAAAUAUGUCUAUAUCCAUUUUAUUAGAUAAAUAAACUCUUGUGUUGGUCAUUGAA